Cygnus atratus (black swan) is the source of this 1752-nucleotide messenger RNA. It is a transcript of the gene IGF2BP1, whose product is annotated as insulin like growth factor 2 mRNA binding protein 1. The transcript has 15 exons. The record is from RefSeq and is a predicted model, not a curated record. Gene Ontology annotation, biological process: regulation of gene expression; nervous system development. Gene Ontology annotation, molecular function: mRNA 3'-UTR binding. Lineage: Eukaryota; Metazoa; Chordata; Aves; Anseriformes; Anatidae. Gene Ontology annotation, cellular component: cytosol; nucleus; cytoplasm. Bases 1 to 1752 code for a protein of 583 amino acids.
AUGAACAAGCUGUACAUCGGGAACCUAAACGAGAACGUGACUCCGGCCGACUUGGAGAAAGUCUUCAACGACCACAAAAUUUCCUUCAGCGGGCAGUUCCUGGUCAAGUCCGGCUAUGCCUUUGUGGACUGCCCCGACGAGCAGUGGGCCAUGAAAGCCAUCGAAACUUUUUCGGGGAAAGUGGAGCUUCAUGGAAAACAGCUAGAGAUUGAACAUUCAGUACCUAAAAAGCAAAGGAGCCGGAAAAUUCAAAUCAGAAACAUCCCACCCCAGCUGCGAUGGGAGGUCCUAGAUGGUUUGCUAGCCCAGUAUGGCACUGUAGAAAACUGUGAACAAGUAAACACAGACAGCGAGACCGCCGUUGUUAACGUCACCUAUGCAAACCGGGAGCAGACCAGGCAAGCCAUCAUGAAGCUGAAUGGGCACCAGUUGGAAAACCACGCGCUGAAGGUCUCCUACAUCCCUGAUGAGCAGUCCAUGCAAGGGCCAGAGAAUGGGCGGCGGGGUGGAUUUGGGGCACGUGGUGCUCCCAGGCAGGGUUCCCCUGUCACCGCAGGGGCACCGGUCAAACAGCAGCCAGUUGACAUUCCCCUCCGUCUCCUGGUGCCCACACAGUAUGUGGGUGCUAUCAUCGGCAAGGAAGGGGCCACCAUCAGGAACAUCACCAAGCAGACGCAGUCCAAGAUUGAUGUGCACCGAAAAGAGAAUGCAGGAGCUGCAGAAAAAGCCAUCAGCAUCCACUCCACCCCUGAGGGCUGCUCUGCUGCCUGCAAAAUGAUUUUGGAGAUCAUGCAGAAGGAGGCAAAGGACACCAAGACAGCUGAUGAAGUGCCUCUGAAAAUCUUGGCCCAUAACAACUUUGUGGGGCGCCUGAUUGGCAAAGAAGGGCGAAACUUGAAGAAAGUGGAGCAGGACACAGAGACAAAAAUCACCAUCUCAUCAUUGCAGGACCUGACUCUGUACAACCCUGAAAGGACGAUCACAGUGAAGGGCUCCAUCGAGAACUGCUGCAAAGCAGAGCAGGAGAUCAUGAAGAAAGUGAGGGAAGCCUACGAGAAUGAUGUAGCAGCCAUGAGCCUGCAAUCUCACCUCAUCCCUGGCCUUAACCUGGCUGCUGUUGGCCUCUUCCCUGCCUCCUCCAAUGCAGUACCUCCUCCUCCUAGCAGUGUCUCUGGAGCCACGCCAUACAGCUCCUUUGUGGUAGUAACACUGUACCUGCAGCCUCCGGAGCAAGAGACCGUGCAUGUCUUCAUCCCUGCGCAGGCGGUUGGUGCGAUCAUUGGCAAGAAGGGCCAGCACAUCAAGCAGCUCUCCCGGUUUGCAAGUGCCUCUAUUAAGAUUGCACCCCCAGAGACGCCGGACUCCAAAGUGCGCAUGGUCAUCAUCACGGGCCCUCCAGAAGCUCAGUUCAAGGCACAAGGCAGGAUUUAUGGGAAGCUGAAGGAGGAAAACUUUUUUGGACCGAAAGAAGAAGUAAAGCUGGAGACACACAUCCGGGUCCCUGCCUCAUCUGCGGGGAGGGUCAUUGGCAAAGGAGGCAAAACUGUCAAUGAGCUGCAGAACCUGACAGCAGCAGAGGUGGUGGUACCACGAGAUCAGACCCCUGAUGAGAACGAGCAAGUUAUUGUGAAGAUCAUCGGGCACUUCUAUGCCAGCCAGAUGGCACAGCGCAAGAUCAGAGACAUUCUGGCCCAGGUGAAGCAGCAACAUCAGAAGGGACAGAGCGGCCAGCUGCAAGCAAGGAGGAAAUAA